AUAACGAGAAAGAGCCUGAAAUGCAGAUUGGGUAUCCUACAGAUGUAAAGCAUGUUGCCCAUAUAGGAUGGGAUGGCCCCUCAGUGAAUUCGCCAAGCUGGAUGAACGAGUUUAAAGCAGCACCUGGAUUUUCAUCAGCUCCUUUGAAUGGCAAUGGAGAUGCCAACGACGAAAUAAAAUGGGUUUCUGAAGAUUCUGCAAAUCGAAGAAAUUCCAGGAGGGCAUCAGAUGCUUCAUCCAGGGACUUGCCAGAAUUGCCAAAAUCAUCAAGAAGGCAUUCAAGGCAUGCAUCAACAGGUGGAGCAGGUGACUUUCCAAGUACGGAAAAAUCAGAUAAGCCUAAACAAUCAAGGCGGUCUUCAAGAAAUGCAAACAAGGAGUUGGCUGAUGGGAAACCAACCCGGCACAAGGAUUCAAGCCAAGGCGGCGGCGAAUCAUUAUCGAAUACUGAUGCACCCAAAAAGUCUCGGAGAAAGAAAUCAAAAGACGGUUCUGUUGGUGGCUCAACGUCCAAGUCCUCCCGAUCCAAAGCACAAGCUUCAGAUGUGGAUUGUGGAUCUGAAUCUGGAUCAGCAUCCAAAUCUCUAAACAUUGAUCACUGCGAUUCUGCUUCAUCUUUCAGUGCUUUUGAUGAAGAUGCAGAAAAUCGAUAUAAUACUGACAUAUCUUGAGAAGUUGGUGUGUUUUAUUUUUUUGUUUUCUUUUUGCUUAAUUCUUAUACCAGUUGUUAGAAUCUUUUAGUUGAACCCAAGAGAGUUCACAAAAAUUUUUCCCUUGUUUUUUCUUCCCUCUUCAUGGAACAUUUGAAUGAUCCUUCUAUGGCACAUACCACCUGGCAGCACCUGCGGUACCGAAUCAUUUUUUUUCUGUAAAGAAGAGUAUUAUAUGAUUAAUCUCACCAUAUUUCAGCUUAGAAAGUACUGAUUAUUUGAUCAUCAUCAUAGAAAAUUAUAUUACUCAUAUUUCCAUCUCUAUCACGCUUCCAAAGAAAUGCAACUAUCACUGGAUGCUUAGUUUUGAUAAUGGCAAGAUAAUUGCAUAUCUUGGGACCCAAGCCUACCAGACCCGGUCAUUGAACUGCUUGUGUGGUUGUGUCCAAAUCAGUACUAGAGGGAUUUGAUGAUUUCUUGCCGUCUCAGUCACAAACUAGACAUGCCCAAUUCCUUAUU
This is a messenger RNA of Hevea brasiliensis (rubber tree), 1169 nucleotides long. Its product is annotated as CRIB domain-containing protein RIC7-like. The record is from RefSeq and is a predicted model, not a curated record. Lineage: Eukaryota; Viridiplantae; Streptophyta; Magnoliopsida; Malpighiales; Euphorbiaceae. Bases 21 to 671 code for a protein of 216 amino acids. The transcript has 3 exons.